Messenger RNA from Aspergillus glaucus CBS 516.65, 465 nucleotides. RefSeq names its product 40S ribosomal protein eS10. NCBI's taxonomy places the organism in Eukaryota, Fungi, Ascomycota, Eurotiomycetes, Eurotiales, Aspergillaceae. Gene Ontology annotation, cellular component: cytosolic small ribosomal subunit. The transcript is spliced from 3 exons. The record is from RefSeq and is a predicted model, not a curated record. Gene Ontology annotation, molecular function: RNA binding; structural constituent of ribosome. The annotation marks the transcript as partial.
CUUAUCCCCAAGGACGACCGCAAGAAGAUCCACGAGUACCUCUUCCGUGAGGGUGUGCUCGUGGCCAAGAAGGACUUCAACCUUCCCAAGCACGGCGACAUUGACACCAAGAACCUCUACGUGAUCAAGGCCUGCCAGUCGCUCAACUCCCGCGGCUACAUCAAGACCCAGUUUUCGUGGCAGUACUACUACUACACCCUCACCCCCGAGGGUCUUGACUACCUCCGUGAGUGGCUGCACCUCCCCGCUGAGGUUGUCCCUGUCACCCACAUCAAGCAGCAGCGCUCUCACGCUCCCCCCCGCGGCAUGCUCGGUGGUGAGGAGCGCGAGCGCCGUCCCCGCGUUCCCCGUGAGGGUGGCUACCGCCGCCGCGAGGAAGGUGGCAAGGAGGGUGGUGCCCCCGGCGAGUUCAACCCCAGCUUCCGUGGUGGUUUCGGCCGUGGCCGUGGUGCUCCCGCUUCUUAA